Molecule: messenger RNA, 1793 nt
Organism: Zeugodacus cucurbitae (melon fly)
Lineage: Eukaryota; Metazoa; Arthropoda; Insecta; Diptera; Tephritidae
Product: probable maleylacetoacetate isomerase 2
Exons: 5
Coding region: 381-1043 (220 amino acids)
Biological process (GO): L-phenylalanine catabolic process; glutathione metabolic process
Cellular component (GO): mitochondrion; cytoplasm
Molecular function (GO): maleylacetoacetate isomerase activity; glutathione transferase activity
Source: RefSeq, a predicted model, not a curated record
UGCGGCAGUUUGCCUUAGCUUAACCGGUAACUCUACAGAGGUGUUGUGCGGCAAUGGCGCUGUCAGUGUGUUGUCAACCAUUCGAGUAGAAAGUUUGUGGCGAUACGCUUGCGGCAACUCACAGCGACUUACCUACAACAAAACGAAUCUAUGCGUUAGCGUCGAUCGGCCAUAUUUCCAUAUAACCAAUAUUCAUAGUGUGGUAUUCUAAGGUAGUGGCCGCAUAUCCUAUAACGGGAUUGUAUAGUUAGAAACGCAACCGAGUCCACACCGCACGCAGCGUCACAGCACUUUUGUGUGUGCGAAUCACUAUUUUAUUGGUGUGUGUGUGUCGAAGAAAAGGCUUCAAAAUUAACUAUUCAAAGUACCAUCAUAACGCUAUGUCCUUGUCGGCCAUAGCAAAGCCAAUACUCUACUCGUAUUGGCGCAGUUCCUGUUCGUGGCGCGUGCGCAUCGCGCUCAACUUGAAGGAAAUCCCCUACGACAUCAAACCGAUCAGCUUAAUCAAGUCGGGCGGUGAACAGCAUUGCAAUGAGUAUCGUGAGGUCAAUCCAAUGGAGCAAGUGCCAGCGUUGCAAAUCGAUGGUCACACGCUGAUCGAAUCGGUCGCCAUCAUGCACUAUCUGGAGGAGACGCGUCCCCAACGUCCCUUACUGCCACAGGAUGUGCACAAACGCGCAAAAGUACGUGAAAUUGUCGAAAUCAUCUGUUCGGGCAUACAACCACUGCAGAAUCUGAUUGUGCUCAUUCAUGUCGGUGAGGAGAAGAAGAAGGAAUGGGCACAGCACUGGAUUACGCGCGGUUUCCGCGCUGUCGAAAAAGCGCUCUCCACCUCGGCUGGUAAAUAUUGUGUGGGAGAUGAGAUUUCAAUGGCCGAUUGCUGUUUGGUGCCACAGGUCUUCAAUGCAAGAAGAUUCCAUGUCGAUCUACGUCCAUACCCGAUUAUCUUGCGUAUCGAUCGUGAAUUGGAGGCUAAUCCCGCCUUCCGUGCCGCACAUCCCUCCAACCAACCAGACUGUCCACCGGAGCUGCCAAACAAAUAGAAUUUUCCGUCAACAACUGCGAAGCGCCGCAAAACUAAGAAGUGAUUGCGAACAACACAACAACAAGAACAAGAACAACAAUAGCAGCAACAACAACAAUCAUAACAUGAACACCAGAGAACGACGCCAAAUCUAUCCUGGGGCGCAUAAAAUGAUAAAAACAAACGAUAAAAUGUGGCACUUACAAGCAGUUGAAAAACAAAUUUGAACAAACGAAACGAAGAAACACGAAGUGGUAAAUCUGAUGAAAAUAAAAAUUACAAGAAAACAAAUUUUGAACGAAGAAAUUGGCAAACUCAUUGAGGCAGAUGUGGCUAAUUACAUUCAUAUAUGAAAAUACACAUGUAUGUGGAUAUAAAUUUGAUAAAAUUCUGCCAAAACCGUUAAUUGAGGAUCAGUAGAGUAGAGUGAUGAGCCCACAAAGUGGCCUACGCUGAACCGCUAUUUGAUGAUACAACAAAACAAAAUAAAAAUUUAUCAAUAAAUAUGAACAAAAUUGUGAAAUGCAACUCAAAGAGCAAGAAAGUAAAUGUGAGAGAGCUAAUCAAUCAUUUGAAAAGUGAGAAAGCAUUAAAAAAUUUGAUUUAAAAAAUAUUUGGCAACAAUUGUGAAAACUAUCUAAAAGAUAUGAAUAUGUAUUUUAUAGAUUACACUUGAAACACACACACACAUACACAAAUAUACAAACAAAAUCUAUAUUGUAAGCAUUACUUAAAAGAGUAACUAAGUGAAAAAUUAUAAACAGUUAGU